This is a messenger RNA of Diaporthe citri, 744 nucleotides long. RefSeq lists its product as uncharacterized. NCBI's taxonomy places the organism in Eukaryota, Fungi, Ascomycota, Sordariomycetes, Diaporthales, Diaporthaceae. The coding region runs from base 1 to 744 and encodes 247 amino acids. The record is from RefSeq and is a predicted model, not a curated record. The transcript has 2 exons.
AUGGCGGCGGCUGCUUUCAUACGUCCCUACAAGCCCUCAGACUUUGCUGCAACGGCGCACAUUUGCCGGGCGACCCUGCCCCCAGGCCUGGCCGAGUCGGAACCGGCCGUCCGCCUCGCGCCUUAUAUAUGGACUCACCAGUACACGCUGCUCUCGCCUUCGACCUGCUUCGUGCUGGACGACGGGUCGGGCGAGGCGGUGGGCUACGUCAUCGGGUGCCCGGACGUGUUCGCCUUCGCGGACGGGUAUCAGCGGUACGUGGACGAGGUGCUCCUCAGGCCGGCCGCCGACGGCGAUGGCACGGUCUCUGGUGCGGCCGUGCCACCACCGCGGCAGCUCGAUCGCCUGGAGCCGUGGUUUGUGUCUGGAGGAGCGGGGGCUGCCGUGAAUGAGGAGUGCCUCAAGCAGUUGGCGCAUAGCCCGUUUUUGCUGCUCAUCGAGGAAGGCGAGGGCAGGGAGGGGCUUGUGAGGAAUUAUCGGGCGACUAUGCAUGUCGACCUGCUGGAAGGGUGGCAGGGCCAGGGCUGGGGGCGGAAAAUGAUCGAGGGGUUCGUGGCGAGCGUGAGGGAUGCUGUCCGGGAGGUCGGGGGUGGGUUGGAUGGUGGGAGGGGGGUGCAUAUUGGUGUGGCUUGGGAGAACAAGAAGGUCGUGCCGUUCUAUGAGAAGGUCGGGUUCAGGGUGUACGAGGGUGGCGGUCAGAGAGAGGGUGGGACUAUCUGGAUGGUUUAUGAGUUUGUGCAAUGA